AGAAAGGGGACAAGCGAUUCGCUGAACCCUAAAGGGAGUCAGCUCAGUCAGUCAGUAUCGUGAGCCAGUGGGAGGAGGGUGUUGAUAACACACCAAAUAUAUGUAACCGGAACAUUAUCUAUAGCUGAACAAAUCGAGUGUAGUAUCGCUGACGAAGUACAGACAUGAACCAGACCUAAAGAAGUUGACUGGAAACUGUUGUUUGUGACCGCCAUCUUGAGCCAUUGGUGGGCAGUAUGACUGGACUUAAGGUCGUAAAAGUCGGCAUUACACCCACAAGUAUGACCAGAGAGGUCAGCUAGACCCUCACACUUGGAAAAUCACAAGAAGGCAGGACCUCUUCAAGCACCAUGGUGGAGCGAAGGACUAGCCGGCGGGGCGAUUCGCCAGGGUCUCGCGAGCUCAUCAGGUCUGGGGGCUCAGGAGGGUCCGAGGGCUCCGGCCUCAACGGCAGUCGAGGCUUCACAGGACAUUCCACGCUGCCUUCCUCCAAUGACGGGCUGGGGUCGGCUAACUCGCUAGACCAGACAAUGACAAGGUCGCUGGGAUCUCGAGGUUCCCUGUGUGAUGAGGCUGCCGACGAAUGUGACAAUAUUAAUGUCGUUAUCAGGUGUCGCCCCCUGAACGAUAAGGAAAGACAGCGAGGUGAUGAAAACAACUUGAUAUUCCCGGGAGAGGGUCAGGCGUGGGUGAACAUGGACGGGAUGAACGGACAACUGACACAGAAGCCCAAAGUGUUUACCUACAAUGUGGUGUUCGAACCUGAAGCCUUGCAGGAGGACAUCUUGGAACAUUCGGGGGUCAAGCGACUUCUUGAUAUGGCUAUUGACGGCUUCUCCUGCACCAUCUUUUGUUAUGGCCAGACGGGUUCAGGCAAGACCCACACGCUAACGGGACCUCCACACUUGUACUACACUCCCACUCCCAGAGCCAGAAACUCCAAAACAGCUCCCAGGCCAAGUUUCUUCUCGUUCGACAAGGGGCCAGACAUGUUCUCAGAGAGCCACGGCCUCAUCUUCAGGUCUUUCGUCUACCUGUUUAACCAACUGCAGAACCGCGACGACCAGGAGUUCACCCUCACCGCCUCCUACCUCGAGAUCUACAACGAGAAGGUGAUUGAUCUGCUCAAUAUUGGAACCAACACCAAGCCACUGCAGGUGCGCUGGAGCAAGAAGAAGAGAGGAUUCUUCGUUGAGAACCUCUUUGAGAUCGAGUGUGCCGAGCUGGACGACCUGUUGGCGGUCCUCGAGGAAGGCUUGAGGAACAGGGCGGUGGCGUCACACAACAUGAACGAGUACUCCUCCCGUAGCCACACCAUCCUCACUGUCAACAUAACCUCUGAGCAGAAGGCUGACGAUGGGGUGAACCUGACUAGAAACGGCAAGAUCAACUUCGUGGACCUGGCGGGCUCUGAGAUGACCAAGAAGACCAACUCUGAAGGCAAGACGCUCGAGGAGGCCAACAACAUUAACAAGUCACUCAUGGUGCUCGGAACGUGUAUCGCGGCACUGUCAGACAACCGCAAGAGGGAUGGCCACAUACCCUAUCGGGACUCCAAGUUGACCAAACUCCUCGCAGACAGCUUGGCAGGCAACGGUGUGACGCUCAUGAUCGCGUGUGUAUCACCCGCCAAGUCCAACAUCAGCGAGACCAUCAACACACUGCGCUAUGCCACCAGAGCCAAGCGUAUCCGCACCAAGCCCAUCAUAGUCAUGGACCCCAAGGAGAAGGUCAUUAUGAGUCUCCAGCGAGAGGUGAGCCUACUGAGGGAGGAGAAUGCCCACCUCAAGAUGCUCAUAGACUUGGGCGAGAAUGGGCUUCCUCAGAAUGGUCAGACUGUUGUGAACGGUCAACUCUUGCCUGUGAUGAACGGGAUUGAUACAGCAGAACUAGUCUCUGACGCAGGUGGGAUUCGAGUACCACCACCGAUGUCCCGCCAAGGGUCGUUUAGGAUAGAUGAUGAGAAGCUGGAAAAUCUGGACAAUCGGGAGCUGAUAAAACUUGUUCAGCACUACAUGGCAGAGCACGAGAAUGUACGGAAGGAGAAUAAGGAACUACAGAGAGUAACAACAGCAUUGGUGAGGGACCAAGAACUUGUGUGUAAAGAGAACGAGCGACUUUUACGGAAGUUGGAGGAUGUCAGCAGGGACCCGCACUCAAAUCCUAAUGCCCAAAGUGAAGACAGUGUGUGUUGUCGUUCACCUAUUGUGCCCGCUCAGCCUGCUAUAAGUGGCGAGGAACUGCUUAAUGCCUCAAUGACUGGAAAUUUCAACAUGAUGAGUGGUGGAAGUUCCAGAGUUUCUAAUACACCUUCCUUUAGGUCACGUUCCCUACCGUCCUCAUCAUCUUCACAAGUGUGGAUAAAUCCUUUGAACAACAGCAGAGGAAAGGAUAGUGACUCGGGUCCCUCAAGUAGGGGUCGUGGUGCAGGAACAUCACGAGAGUCAUCACAGCGUCAUCACCGUCUCCCAGACUCGAUAAACAAGGAACUUGAGAAAAGACGCAUUGGAAAAAGCAUGACAGACCUAACGACAUCAGGAGGAAGCAGUGGCGGGAGGCGUAAUAGCUGGGAUGAGAGGAAUGAGUCUGAGGUUCAACGUAUGAGGAAGAUACCAGUGAAGAGCAAGAGUAUGUCACCAGGUGUUGCUACUGGUAGAAGUGGGGGCCGAGGUAAGACUCGCUCAAAGUCGGUGCCACGGCUGAAGGGUGGAGGACGGGGCGGUAUCCCCCGCGGCCCUGCUGCAAGAGAUACAGACCAUAGACCGCCAGGUAUGCGGUCAUCGUAGCUGCCUAGCUCCACGUAGCUACUCGCCGUGCUGUUGCCUGCCAGGUCCCUCUUACCACGGCUCCUCGCUCCCGUCCGUAGCUAGCACAUCACCAAACAACAUCCAUACUAAUCAACUGUUGUAUAUGGAAGAAGAUCAAAGCCAGGAACUUGUUACAGUUUAAUUAUUCACAGAAGGUUGUACUUGGUAAACUUGUGGGUAAGAAUGUCUUAACUGUUUCAUCAUCUUGUCUUUAAAUGUCCAGUUAGAAAGAUGAACUUGUGAAAUAUAUAUUAACCAACUAAAGUGUUGGUGUAGGUGUUGUCUACACAAGGUCUUGAUGUUAGUUACUCAUGUUUCAUGUUCAAUUUAAUCAUUACAGUGUUGGUGAAUGCUGAGAAGUGCAGGUAUCAUUAUAUUACAAAGAAUACAAUGAGGAAAUUGCUGUUAUUAUAACUGAAAAAUAUUUUGACAUUGCUAACUUGUUCUGAGCAAAACAGUUUCCAUUCAGAUAGGUUCAUUUUCUAUCGGUAAAUUUUCCCAGAAUUUACAUUUACAGUAAUGAGUGAAGUCUUAAAAUUUCAUAGCAGUUAAUAUAUUGACCAAAUUGUGUCCACAUUUCCCAGUUACAUUGUUGUAUAGUGGAGAAAACUUUACCCUGUGUCAUUGGUGCUUCCAGAAAAGCCACCUUGUACUCCCACCAUUGUUGAUCAUGUCAUUUUUCUACAUACAGUAUUCAAUUAAAGAUCCAAGGCAGUAUAUGUCACGGCAAGUACAUUUACGUACUGUAUAUAACUCCAGAUUUAAGGUGCAUUUUUUUUUCAAGUUUGGUAGUACAAUGUAGCAGAGUUUAAAGAUAUAGCCAGGUAGAUUCUUACAGUUGUAAAGUUAUGAAAUUGGAGUGAAGUAAAUCUUGAAAUUAUGAGUGUUGAACUACUGCACAGGUACAGUAUAAUUAACUUGGUACAAUAAUUAUAAUCUUGACAGUAGCCAUAUGGUUCUUGUUUAUUGUCAUAAUAUCAUAAGCCUUUUCUUCCUGAAUUAUGCUGUCUUCAGCAUGUGACCUUCACUAUCAACUACUCUGAAGUAUACUGUACUACUUUCGCUAUAAUAUGCUAUACCCUGAAGUAUGUGACCUUCACUAUACUGUACUGUCAUCUCAACAUGGAGUGAUGAGACUGAUGAAUAUGUAGAACAUUGCCCAGGUAUUCUGUUUAUCUCUUUCUACCCGUCUGUAGACAUAAUUUUUAUAAGGACAAUAAGUUCUCAAUUUUAUAAUCACCUGUGAUAUUUAAUUUCGAUGGUACUGUACUUGAUAAGGAAGUUCUUCACAAGAUCUUGGAUGAGAUUGUAUUUGCAAAUUCUAACAUUUUAUGACCUGUCUAGAUUGACCAGCUGAGCACUGAAGAGGUUCUGGCCAAUUUACACCUAACUUGAUAUUCUCUUUGUCCUUAUUCUCAACUUCGCUAGUGCCAAUAGUGUUCUACUUCCUCUGUAUCUACCACGUCCUUCUAGAUGUUCUCUUUUACUUCUACAUAGAUGAUCAAUGUUUUCUGCCCACGCCCCAUCAGCUGUCCAGUCUUUCAUGUACUCUAUACUGUAUCUUUAAGACAACAUAAUAGUAAAAAGCAAAAUUGAAGAAAAAAAAUUUAAUUUAAGUUCACGCUGUACAGUAUUGCUCUUAACCGGGAGUUACAUUUGAUAAUCCAGCAUCCGCCGUAAAAGUUCUUUACACAUUUGAGAAACAAUCCUGACUCGAUAUUGAUUGGAGUAUUAUCACAUGCAAAUUUAUAUUUUUAUUUUAUACUGUAUUGUACUCAAGCAUUCAAACUUCUAACCCUAUGCCUUGUUUCUUUUAAUAAUUUCUCCUCAUCCAGUCUCCAUAUUCAAACAAAUAAAUUUCCUUGUCUCAAAUUAUCAAGCCUUUUGUGUUCAGUUCUCUUGAUUGUUUCCUGUCUCUUCCUUUUGUUUCAUUUCCCACUGGCAUUAAACUCUCCUGUUCUUUUUAUGCACAGAUGAAAUAUAAAGACUAGAUUCACAACUUAUGUUCUCAAAGCAGUACACAGUAACAGCAUCAUCUAUUAAAUACAGCUGUAAGGUUAUCUCCAUUAUUUUGUUAAGCAAGGAACACUUACUUUGACCAUAAAUUCCAUAUCUGUAUUGUAAAGGGAACUUUGGGAAGUGCAGUAUUGUAUUUGAUUGAUAUUCUUGGGUCAUACAGGUACAGUAUAAGAACAUACAUUACAGUACUGAACUAGUAAGGGAUAAGGUAAAAGUGUUGCCCAAGCUGCCAUUGAUUUCUCUUCCUUGGUCCCAUGUUUCGUCAUAAUGGUUUCCUUCAAGUACUAUUAUUUUCCCCUUUUAUGGAGGACUGAAGGGGAAAGGAUGGCCCAGUGACUGUGGAUAUAUCAGUUGUGGUUUUUACAAGCUGGUGUGGAGAUGGUAUCAUGUAUGUAUUAGUGUAAACUUCAUACUACAAUACCUCUCAAGUAACACUUCUUUCUCAGUGCUUAAUAUUAUCAGGGCCCUACAUAUGUGAGAAGCCAUAAAGUAAUAACCUUCUCUGUCUCUCUCCUUAAUUUUGUAUGACCCAACUCCUGUCAAUAAGUGGACAUGUAUACAGUAAUUGGAAUUUAGUUUUAUCCUCUUUAGAUCCAGUUGUGCCUAUUGAGGGUUUCACUCCACUUUUCAUGUAUUGGACGUAUUUUCACUUCAGUUAUGAAGGCUUUUACCACACAAUGUACAUUUCUUAUAAUUUAUAAAAGUUUCUCCUCUCUUGUACUUUCUUUCAAAUGUGUACUUGAUAGGGAACCCUCUUGUCUCUUUACACAGUACUGUACUAACGGUGUAAUAUCUUUAGUAUUAAAAGUGUUGUCAGUUUUACUCGAUGUAAUGGUAAAUUUGUUAAUCUCUGUUACUGGGUUGGUAAAACAUGAGGUUUGAAGACUUAAAAGCUACUGGCAGGGUGUUGGCUGCAUACUGGUUGGACCAAUAUUUGACAGUUAUCAACAGUUUGGUCAAUAUUGAAAUUAACACCCUACUUAUAUAGUACUACAUAUGGUAUGGAGAUAGUAAUUAAAAUCUCUAGAAAAAUUUCCCUACCUGCCACUUGAUGCAAAGUGGAAAAGAGGCAAAUUAAUAAAAGACUGCCCAAUGGAGGUACUUGUUGUCCCAAGACAGAAUAUUGUAUAGCCAAGUUGGGGAAGCCUUCAUCAAAUAGUGGAUUGCUAUGGGUGGAUAAUGAUUAUGUACAUACACUGAACACCUUUUUUUAAAGAACAACAUGAACUACUGCAUUUCAGCAAAAUGCAACUAACCUUUUGAAGUACAGUACAGGUACUGUAUAUAUACAGUAAUACACUGUACAAUACAGUCAAAAAUAUAUAUGCAAUUGAAUAUGAAUAUUCUAGUCAGCUUAUGUUUAGAUGAGUAAAGAUUAAGUUUCUCAUCUUCCAUGACAAUUUCAAAUAAUUUAACUAGAAAUUCAGGUAUGGAAAUGAUACUAUUUGUAUUGCUGACUAACAUCUGAAUAUAUCUUAAUUGUCUUCAGUGUGUUCAUAUGGAUUACUUCAUUGUAUAAUCAUAAUUAAGCCAUUUGGAAUUAACAUACAGAAUGUAGAAACCAGUUGUACAUAUUCAGUUUAUAUCAUAACUGUGUCUUGCUGAUGUUAUUAGUUUUUAUUUUGGUCAGUUUUCAUAGCCAAUUAGAGUAGAGUAUUGAACAGAAGUUGUGCCAUAAUAAACAUAGAUUUUCAGCAAAAGCAUAUUGUUCACUUAAGAUUAGUUUAUUUAAUCUCAUAUUUACCAGUUCAAUCACAGUAACAGCCAGACAAUGUGUAAUAUAUUUCCUGUGAUAUCUGCUUAGACUUUCAAUUAAUGAAAUCCUGUAUUUUGUUUAAAAUAAUUAAUGUAAAAUUACA
Homarus americanus (American lobster) is the source of this 6685-nucleotide messenger RNA. RefSeq names its product kinesin-like protein KIF12. The transcript is spliced from 22 exons. Lineage: Eukaryota; Metazoa; Arthropoda; Malacostraca; Decapoda; Nephropidae. Gene Ontology annotation, molecular function: microtubule binding; ATP binding; microtubule motor activity. The record is from RefSeq and is a predicted model, not a curated record. The coding region runs from base 351 to 2786 and encodes 811 amino acids. Gene Ontology annotation, biological process: microtubule-based movement.